Molecule: messenger RNA, 1775 nt
Organism: Chanos chanos (milkfish)
Lineage: Eukaryota; Metazoa; Chordata; Actinopteri; Gonorynchiformes; Chanidae
Gene: pdcl
Product: phosducin-like
Exons: 4
Coding region: 64-969 (301 amino acids)
Biological process (GO): regulation of G protein-coupled receptor signaling pathway; heterotrimeric G-protein complex assembly
Cellular component (GO): cytoplasm
Source: RefSeq, a predicted model, not a curated record
UAUCAAUAGCAACUCGUUUAGCAAACAACAAAGAGUGUAACCAGCUGGUGUGUGUCUGUCACCAUGACAACUCUGGAUGAUAAGAUUUUGGGGGAGAAGCUGCAAUAUUAUUACAGCAGCAGUGAGGAUGAAGAGAGUGAUCACGAGGAUGAUGAGAAUGGAGUCAAAACCAUCCGUGACCCCGAUGUGCUGGAAGCAGAGAUCGACUACAGCCCUGAUGGCACUGCUGUCAACACUGGUCCUAAGGGAGUGAUAAAUGACUGGAGGAAAUAUAAGCAGUUGGAGACUGAGCAACGGGUGGAGCAGCAGAAAGAGAUGGAGAAACUGAUCAAAAAACUUAGCAUGACCUGUAAAUCGCACCUGGAUGAGGAGGAAGACAGACAAAAACAGAAAGAGCUACAGGACAAGAUCAAUGGCAAGAUGGCCUUGCGGGACGGUGAGGAUGAUGAUGAUGACGAAGCGUUUCUCCAGCAGUACCGUCAACAGAGGAUGGAGGAGAUGCGGCGUCAGCUGAGCGGCGGACGUCGCUUCGAGCGCGUCUUUGACCUCUCCGGCGGGGAGGAGUUUCUGCGGGCAGUGGACGAGGAGGCCAAAGGUACACUGGUCCUGAUCCAUAUCUAUGAGCCGGAGGUGCCGGCAUGCCAGGCCAUGGAGGGCAGCCUCCUGUGCCUGGCGCUCCAGUACCCACAUGUGAAAUUCUGUCGGGUCCAGGGCUCAGCCAUAGGCACCAGUGCCCUCUUCCGCAGCUCUGCUCUCCCCGCCCUGCUGCUGUACCGCGGGGGAGAGCUGGUUGGGAAUUUGGUCCGUGUCUCUGAUCAGCUUGGAGAUGAUUUCUAUGCCACAGAUGUGGAGGCCCUGUUACAAGAGUAUGGGUUACUGCCAGAGAAGCACACACACACGCACUCAUCCAUCCGCAAUGCAGCUGUCACACACGACAGUGAGACGGACAGUGACCUGGAUAUAGACUAGUGCAUACGCAGGCGUGUAACAAGAUUCUCCUCUGUGAUCUAUGCUCUAUACGUUGACCAAAAUGUUUGUGAAACUCCUCAAACCAACACACACAAACACCUGUUUGAAAUGGGGAUAAAGGAAAUUCCAUUCCAGAGUAAAUUUCUACACUGACAACAGGAAUAUAGUUUAAUAGCAAACUAUAGCAUGCGAGCGCGCACACACACACACACACGUAAAAGGACCUGUAAUUCAUACAGAUCAUAAACUUGGGGUCUAAGAGAAUCAGAUGGUUAUUUUAAAAAGCAGAAAUAUUCAGCCACAGGGAUAACUUUGCAAAACCUGUUUUGAGAUUAUUCUCAGAUUUUAACAUUUUAUUGUAGCUGUACAAAGCCAUGGCCCUAAAGUUAAGAUUUGUCCAUUUUUCACUUUUUAGCCAUUUUGGUUUUGCCUUCGAACAUAACAGUAGAUAGGGGAUCUGUUCACUGUGACAGCUGAGGUUUGAACAAGACCUCAGUCUGAUAUAGUCCAGUUUUUACAGAUCUAGGCAAGCUGAUGGUAACACGUUGAAACUAGCGAUUAUCGCAGCAUUUGAAAUCAUCAUAUCAGAGCUCCGUCUAUCACAGUGUUUUAAGGUAAAAACACAUGGUGAAAGUAUGAAAUACAGAUGAACCUCUAUUUUAAAAUCAACAAAAAAAACCACAAUCACUACUUAGAGAAAUACCACCUGCCUGUUUGUGUGUGUUCAAUCAGCAUGUGUUACCCUGAGGCAAAAAAAACCCCAUAAAUCCCAAAUAAGGAAAAUUAGUUUGUACUGUAUGCAAACA